Molecule: messenger RNA, 632 nt
Organism: Stylophora pistillata
Lineage: Eukaryota; Metazoa; Cnidaria; Anthozoa; Scleractinia; Pocilloporidae
Source: RefSeq, a predicted model, not a curated record
AAUGCACAACUAAAGAGACUCUGAAUGUGAAAGUUUUCAAUCCCAAGUAUCAAGUACCUGAAGAGAGGUUACUUAAACUUUUAAGAGAAGCGAACCUCGAGAGUCAUGGCUACAAGAAAGAAGUCGUCGACAAGAUGGUGAGCGAGCCUGGUAGCGGCAAAAAAGGCACAGAGAAGUCUUUCUUGUUUUACCAGAUUGUUGAGUGUUCACGCGCACGGUUGAGGGAGAUUGAUCAAGAGCUGAAAAACUUACUGCCAGGUGUAUUCAAUAACGAAAUGGUGAAAAAGAUCAACAAAGAAAUAGAUGCCAAAGGUCUGACCAAAAUGAAGCAAUGCAAAGUGGGCUUGGAGAUUCAUUUCAAGCAACAAUGUUUCGACAAAAAGAAAACUGUUCGUCGUCGCAAGCGUCGCUGUGGUAUUUGUCUUUUUUGCUGGAGCGCAGCUUUUUCUGAUUAGGCGUUUUCUAAGCUUAAACGCUUCCAAGCGCCCAAAAGGGUAUCGAGUAAAUGAGGGGUUAAGAUUAUAAAUCAAGUUUUUACCUCAAAAAUGUAUUCCUUUCUUUGUUUCGAUUAAGGGAUCAAUGUAUUCAAGGUCUUUUAAGACAGAUUGAAUAAAAGUUGGGCAAAUUUUGAA